AUGUGGCUCUUCGACUGGGUCUUCAACGUGCUGGCCAACCUCGGCGCGUCCGCCGGCUCGGCGAAGAUCCUGUUCCUCGGGCUGGACAACGCGGGGAAGACGACGCUGCUCCACAUGCUCAAGGAGAACCGCGUGCAGAUCCACCAGCCGACGCUCCAUCCGAACCAGGACGAGCUCAUCAUCGGCAACAUCCGGUUCAAGACCUUCGACCUCGGCGGCCACGAGACGGCGCGGCGCCUCUGGAAGGACUACUUCACGACCGUCGACGGCGUCGUCUACAUGGUCGACGCGCUCGACCGCGGCCGAUUCCCCGAGGCCAAGCGCGAGCUCGACUACCUGCUCACCUGCGACGAGCUCGCCGCCGUGCCCUUCCUCGUGCUCGGCAACAAGAUCGACGCCCACAGCGCGGCGUCCGAGGACGACCUCCGCUACGCGCUCGGCCUCUUCGAGACGUUCGGGAAGGACACGGCGCGCCGCAACAACGACGACGACAACAAAAUCCGGCCCAUCGAGCUCUUCAUGUGCUCCGUCAUCCGCAAAAUGGGCUACGCCGACGGCUUCCGGUGGCUCGCGCAGUUCUUCUAA
Aureococcus anophagefferens is the source of this 585-nucleotide messenger RNA. RefSeq lists its product as hypothetical. Gene Ontology annotation, molecular function: GTP binding; GTPase activity. The transcript has 2 exons. Lineage: Eukaryota; Pelagophyceae; Pelagomonadales; Pelagomonadaceae. Gene Ontology annotation, cellular component: endoplasmic reticulum exit site; COPII vesicle coat. Gene Ontology annotation, biological process: vesicle organization; intracellular protein transport; endoplasmic reticulum to Golgi vesicle-mediated transport. The record is from RefSeq and is a predicted model, not a curated record. The coding region runs from base 1 to 585 and encodes 194 amino acids.